This is a messenger RNA of Macroventuria anomochaeta, 1573 nucleotides long. RefSeq names its product tRNA methyltransferase complex GCD14 subunit. The transcript has a single exon. Gene Ontology annotation, cellular component: tRNA (m1A) methyltransferase complex; nucleus. Bases 32 to 1573 code for a protein of 513 amino acids. The record is from RefSeq and is a predicted model, not a curated record. Gene Ontology annotation, biological process: tRNA methylation. NCBI's taxonomy places the organism in Eukaryota, Fungi, Ascomycota, Dothideomycetes, Pleosporales, Didymellaceae.
GUGAUCGAUAUCUCUCGAUCUACAGCGAGCCAUGGCGCCUGUCAUAUCGCCCUUCCUUGAUCCGGGAACACAUUCUGCAGCGCACAGUCUUGGGAUAGUACAAUUGCGCCGCGACCACCUCAUACCAGCUGUUCUUGCGCCGAACGGCGAUUCAGACUAUGCAGAAGGAAAGGUCGAGAACACACGCUUUGGCUCGUUCCCCCACAGCACACUUGUCGACCAGCCAUGGGGUACACAGGUGCUAGCAUCAGUCGUCGACACAGGCUCGAGAGGGAAAUCGAAGAAGCGCAAGAGAGACGGGAAGGAUGAGGGCGCAGAAACACCCACAACAGAUGCUACAGAGACGAAGAAGGAUAUCGUUAAAGCAGCAACAGCCAGCAGCGGUUUCGCGCAUCUGAUACCGCCAACACCAGAGACAUGGACCCUCUCCCUCCCUCACCGAACCCAAGUAGUCUACACCCCAGACUACAGCUACAUCCUCCAGCGCCUCCGCGUACGACCGGGCGACCACCUCAUCGAGGCCGGCGCAGGCAGCGGCUCCUUCACGCACGCCGCCGUGCGCUGCGUCUACAAUGGCGCACCGGGCAUGGAAGACACAUCCUACGCAGCCGCCGACAUGGAAGAAGAGCUCAACGCAAUCGGCACCGUACCCAAGAAGCGCAAGCACAAGACCCGCUACGGCGGCGUAUACAGUUUCGAAUACCACGAGCCACGCGCAAAGCAACUGCAGCACGAAAUUGUCGAACACGGUCUCGAUCCCGUAGUCACAGUGACGCAUCGGGACGUCUAUGGCGACGGCUUUAAUUUGAAUGACAACACCAGCCCAGAGGCCGACGCGGUGUUCCUCGAUCUCCCAGCGCCAUGGCAAGCGCUCAAACAUCUCACGCGCACACCGCCCUCCGCUGCGACUGUGCAGGCAGUAUCUUCCGACCCGUCAACGCCCGCCGAAUCCUCCCAACAAGCGAUGGGGAAACCGUUUGUCUCGCCUCUCAACCCUCGCAAAGCGAUCCGCAUAUGCACGUUCAGUCCCUGCAUCGAACAAGUCACCAAGACCGUCGCAGCGCUGCGCACGCUCGGAUGGCUGGAGAUAGACAUGGUCGAGAUCCAGGCCAAGCGGCUCGAAGUGCGCCGGGAGCGAGUUGGACUCGCAGAAGAAGGACUGCGCGGCGGAAACGCAAGUGCAGCGACGGUGCAAGAAGCAGUGCAGAGACUAAGAGACGUAGAGGGGCGGGCAGCGGCGUUUCACAGCCAGCAGAAGGAGAAGCAGGAGGAUAUCAUGCGGCGGGCAGAGGCGCGGAAGAAGGGGAGGAAGGGUGAAAAUGGGGAUGGAGAGGGAAGUGUGAAGAAGGAGAAGAAAACUCCGAUCGGCAAAGAAGGGUUGCCGCCGAGUAAACAUGAUCGACUGGACAAGGCGAAGAAGGAUCUUGAGACUAGGGCGCUGUAUAAGGAGGGAAGACUGAUACAUCGUACGGAGCCGGAGUUGAAGACGCAUACUUCGUACCUUGUCUUUGCGGUGCUGCCAAGGCAGUGGACGGCUGAGGACGAGGAGAAGGCGAGGAAGAAGUAUGUGUAG